UAGAAAAUCCAGUUAAGGAUAUGCUACUGAUGGACAAUGAAACGAACUCGACAUCACCUGAUGAUCCAGGAAACUCUACCGAUUUUCAUUAUUACUUUUUUGAGACAGAACAGAGAGUGUUCCUCUGCGUCCUCUUUCUGUUCAUCCUAAGUGGAAACUCCAUGGUUCUUAUUGUCAUCAUCCGGACCAGAAAGCUCAGAUCAAGAAUGAAUAUUUUCAUGGCAAACUUGGCAUUGGCAGAUGUACUGGUAGGAUUCUCUGUGCUAAUCGAUGUCUUAGAGAAGUUCUUCGUGGAUUGGCAUGGCGGUGAUGUAUUGUGUAAAGCAGUCAGAUUCUAUCAGGGAGUGGCAUCUUAUGGAUCCACGUACGCUCUGGUGGCGCUUAGUAUUGACAGGCUUGAUUGUGUAGCAAGACCGCUUCAAACCAUGGGAAAAGGGUUCCGUAUCCGACUCCUCAUAGGACUUCAGUGGGCAUUCUCCUUGCUCUUUUCUUUACCAAUGUUUAUGUAUGAGGAUGUCGAAAUUCAUUCCAAACAACAAUGUCACCUUCAAUUUCCCGAACAAUGGAUGUGGAAAUUGUACGUAAUUCUGGUGACUCUGGCUAUCCUAUUCAUUCCAGCUUUGAUAAUAGCAGUAUGUUACAUUACCAUAGUGACAAUCGUCUGGAAAAAAUCUUCGUUUACCAUCUCCUCUUCAAAAAAUAAAAGUGAUCAUUCUUGUAUGGAAUUAUCGACAGUGAUUACUAAAGAUAGUUUUUCUGAAGAAAAAACAUUGCUAAAGCCGCCUCGACAGAGACGAGUACAUUGGAAGAGAACGUGCGAUUCUAGUUCUAGAGGAUUAAUACCAAAGGCCAAGAUAAAGACCGUCAAAAUGACAUUUGUUAUAGUUUUAGCUUUCAUACUUUGCUGGUCCCCCUACUGGAUUUUCAACAUUCUACAGACAUUUGGACACCUGACUCCGUCUCAGACUCUCUUCGCCUUGAUUGUUUUCUUUCAAAGUUUAAGUUCAUUGAAUAGUGCAGCAAAUCCAGUGAUAUUUUUCAUUUUUAAUUCUGUUUUGUAUAAAAGACUUUGUUCACCAAAUACCCCGCAAACUCCACCAACGACUUCAGUUUCCAAUGUAUGACGUCAUAUCCUGUUAGUUCAAACAUUUUUGUGCUCCAUUAUUACACUGCAUAUGUUGACUGUGGCUGUCUUUGAUGAAGGUUUAAGUCUUCAAAGAUAAGCUUUAUAAUGAUUAAUGCUUUAUUCGAAUUAGUUUUUAUACUUGUCAUGAAAAGAGGUUAAAAAUUUACUAUUUGGUGCUAUAGUACUUGCAUUGUUUGAACCGGUGACGUUUUGUUU
Molecule: messenger RNA, 1342 nt
Organism: Saccostrea cuccullata (small rock oyster)
Lineage: Eukaryota; Metazoa; Mollusca; Bivalvia; Ostreida; Ostreidae
Product: cardioacceleratory peptide receptor-like
Exons: 7
Coding region: 21-1124 (367 amino acids)
Biological process (GO): G protein-coupled receptor signaling pathway
Cellular component (GO): membrane
Molecular function (GO): neuropeptide receptor activity; vasopressin receptor activity
Source: RefSeq, a predicted model, not a curated record